AUUGCUACAUUGAUUUUGGUAGUCAGUGUACCAUGUUGCGAGAAUCUUAUGCGAAGAAUUUAGUCAGUACAUGGUCAAAAUCUGAUUUGCCUGUUAUAAGAGGAUUCGGAAAUAGUAUAGUAGAUUGUAUAGGCAAAUGUAUUCUUGAACUUAAAAUAGAUUCAGUCAAAGCUUCCGUAGAGGUGCUCAUCAUUCCGGAUCAUUUAUUGCAAGUUCCGUUAUUAGUAGGACAGACAUUCACAGAGCAGGAACACAUAGUUAUUUACAAAACAAAUAGUAAAUUGAUAAUAUCUCAUAUCCCAACCACCGGCAUUCACUUGUAUGUUAGUAAGUCAGUAACCGUAAAAGGGCUAACCAUACUGGAAGUUUACUCUAAACCAGAUUACACAGGAGAUGUAUUUUGUGAACCAAGUCUUUGCCAAGAUCCCCUGAAACCUUACGAAAUUACUCAGAGUUUAAUUCACCUAGCUGAUAGUCAUGGUUACAUCGUUAUAAAGGGACUUAGCCGCGAAUUUGUCUUAAGUAAGGACUCAUUGUUACUUCGCGCAUUGCCGUUGAAUGAGUUGAGAUUAGAGUCUUUAAAUGUUAAAAAGAUCGAACAUUGUCCGGAUAAUAGUAAUAUAACCCGAAUCGAAGUAGAAGCUAUACAAGUUGAUCCCUCUAUAGGUUCCGAAAACAUACUCAAGUUAACUGAGAUGUUGAAUAAUUUUAGAGAUUGUUUUGCCUUUUCAAGUAAAGAAUUAGGAUGCAUAACUGGUACGGAAAUGAAUAUUAGGCUCAAUAAUACUACACCUGUAGUUUACAGGCCCUAUAGGUUGUCUCAUUCAGAGCGUCAAGUAGUUCGCGAUAUCGUGCAAGAAUUAGAGGAUUCUGACAUAAUUAGGGAAUCAUCUUCGGAUUACGCUUCACCGAUUGUUCUCGUUCGAAAGAAAUCUGGUGACCAUAGGCUCUGUAUUGACUUUAGGGCUCUCAAUAAAAUAACAAUAAAGGAACAUUACCCGCUUCCGCGAAUAGAUGAUCAAUUAGAUAAUCUCUCGGGCUACAAAUAUUACACUUCCUUGGACCUCGCCUCUGGAUAUUAUCAAAUCCCAUUGGCUGAACCAUCAAAACGUUAUACAGCAUUCGUAACGCCUGAUGGACAUUACGAGUUCAACCGCAUGCCGUUUGGACUCGUUAAUGCCCCGUCCACUUUUCAAAGAACGAUUAACAAUAUUCUAGGGAAUGCGAGGUUCAAAGAGGCCUUCGCGUAUAUGGAUGAUUUACAUACAGACGCUUCUAAGAUCGGUGUUGCUGGAAUAGUAUUGCAAAGAUCGAAUAAAGAAUCCCCAUUUAGUGCGGUAGCGUACUACAGUAGACAGACCUCUCCCGAAGAGUCUAAACUUACCUCCUAUGAUUUAGAAACUUUAGCGGUAGUGACCUCGCUACAGCGCUUCAGGGAAGACUGA
Molecule: messenger RNA, 1445 nt
Organism: Trichoplusia ni (cabbage looper)
Lineage: Eukaryota; Metazoa; Arthropoda; Insecta; Lepidoptera; Noctuidae
Exons: 3
Coding region: 33-1445 (470 amino acids)
Source: RefSeq, a predicted model, not a curated record